AUGAAUACAUACAAAUAUAAGCACUAUAUCAUAUACUCUCUUCCACCUUUCACCAUGUAUGGAUUCCCAAUCAUCUACACAGCCAUUCUCCUCCUCCUAUCUCCGCCCAACGCCGCCCUCCAAGAGCUACUGAGAGGAUUCACCGCCACCCCAGAUUCAUCACUACCAGUAUCAUCAUUCCAACCUCUACUCACUGAUUCCAUUGGUAACUACUCACUGGCUUUCCUCCGAGUUGAUCGAACUCACCUUGCUCUCGCCGUCAUCCACGUCUCGUCACAGGUGCCACUUUGGAUCGCUGGAAAAAGUCCUUUGGCUCCAUGGUCGUCCCAGACUCGUCUCUCGUUCAAUGGCAGUCUUGUCAUUUCACACUCGCAUACAGGGGUAUUCUGGUCAACUUACACAGACGGCCACCGUGUACGCCUCUCCAACACCUCCAAUUUAUUGAUCGAGAGCGAAGGGGAGUCUCCGGUUGUCGUGUGGCAAAGUUUUGACUUUCCCUAUAAUACCCUUGUGGAGAAUCAAAAUUUCACUAGUGCCAUGAAACUGGUUUCUUCAAAUGGGAUGUAUUCCAUGAAGCUGGGAUCCGAUUUCAUCGGGUUCUACGCCAGAUUUGCAACUAAUUCGGGUCCGGACUCGGAUCCCGGUCGUCUUUACUUCCAGCAUAAUCCCAUGGAAACCAAAGCUCACAUCACGAAAGGCGAAGGACCCAUCCACGCUACGCUGAGCCCAAACGGCUUCCUCGGCUUGUACCAAAACAGCUCGAAUCAGGUCGACUUGCAGCCUUUCAGCAGCUUCCAACAACCCGGAACUGGUAACCGAAUAAUCCGACUUGAACCCGAUGGAAACCUGAUCGGCUACUACUGGACCGGAUCCUCAUGGGUCGUGGAUUUCAAGCAAAUAGCUAACCCUUGUGAUCUACCCAGCUCAUGUGGAGCUUAUGGUCUAUGCCGGCCGGGAAACAGCUGUUCUUGCUUAGAUAACCGGAGAUCAUACAGUUCCGGCGACCAGUGUGAGACCUCCGGCGACGAUUUCUGCCGGAAAAGAUAUCGGGUUUUGAGAAGAAGUGGUGUGGAGCUAGCAAACAAGGAGAUAAUGGCGUACACGAUGAUGAGUUCUUUAGAAAAAUGUGAGCGUGCAUGUGAGGAGAAGUGCACAUGCUGGGGUGCGGUGUACAGUAACACAUCUGGAUUCUGCUACGCGAUAGAUUAUCCCGUACAAACAUUAGUCGAGGUUAUGGAUGAGACCAAGAUGGGUUAUUUUAAGGUGAGGGAGGGUGCAGGGAAAGAUAAGAUGGGGGUCGGGUUAUGGGUCGGGUUGGGAUCAUUGUGUGGGGUAGUUUUGUUAAUUUCGGGAGUUGGAGGGGUGGUUUUAUACAGAAAAGAAAGUAGAGGGGUGAAAGGGUAUGAAGAGGAGGAAGGGAUAAAUGGUGGUGUGGGUCCCUACAAAAAUCUGCGGUCGGCAAGUUCCAAGUCUAUAGAGUUAAGUGAGAGGUGA
Molecule: messenger RNA, 1494 nt
Organism: Cynara cardunculus var. scolymus (artichoke)
Lineage: Eukaryota; Viridiplantae; Streptophyta; Magnoliopsida; Asterales; Asteraceae
Product: PAN domain-containing protein At5g03700
Exons: 1
Coding region: 1-1494 (497 amino acids)
Biological process (GO): recognition of pollen
Source: RefSeq, a predicted model, not a curated record